AUGUUCGCCGUGAAAACUAAACGACGACUGAGGGCUCACAAGUCACACAUCAUAAUCGCUCUGUUAGCUACUACAGAUUUUACAGUUGGCAUUUUAAUUCAGCCAGCCACAGUCGCCUGGUUAGUAGUGAUCUUAAUCAACUACAAGACUGAAAUAUGCCCAUUUUUUUUCUUAAGACUCUUAAUGGACAGUCUUCUUGAUGUCUCACUAGCCCAUGUUGCUAUGAUAAGCUUAGAGCGGUAUAUUGCCGUAAAACACCCUUUUGCGUAUACUUUCGUUAUUACCGAGAUUAAGUUGCUGAUCGCCUCUGCAAUGGUAUGGACAUUUUCACUGAUUAUUCAUAUUUUAUGGUACUAUACCUUAUACCUGAACUUGUUUCUCUCCAUCACUAACGCAUUUAAGUGUUUUUGCAUCGUCGUCAUAGUUUGGUGUAAUGUUAUAGUAUAUCGUGAAACCCUCAGGCAUAAACAGCAAAUUGCCAAUCACCAGCUGGUAACACAAGAGAUAAGAGAAAAUUUUCUAAAAGAUAAAAAAGCUUUUAAAGUAACAACCCGGAUUGUGAAACUUUUAUUCCUGUGUUACCUGCCAACAAUUAUAAGAGGGUCUCAAUGGGGUUAACCGAUAGGCGUAAAAGGGCCAAAGAUUUAGCCGAUAGCCGUAAAAAUUGAAAAAUUUUAACCGUUAGCCGUAAAUAGGGUAAAAAAGAGUUAACCGUAAAAGAAAGUGUUCCCUGGAUUUGCUACUUUUAAGAAAGGUACUAAAGUCACUUAUGGUUGCGUUUUUUAUUUCCCGGCUAGUGUGACUCCGUACGCACGUUAGGCGAAGCGCCUUUUAGGAGUUAACCAAGACCUAGGCCCCAUUUCCGGCGCUCUCUCGGGGGACUAUUUUUUUCCAUAGCGAAAGUGUGGCUUCUUGCUGGGGAUUAAUAUUUGCAAUUUUCCGGAGGUCUUCCCCUCGAAACACUAGUGAAACAACAAGCACAGAUGUCACUGUUUGUAAAACACGUUGCUGACAAACAACAUUUCCCUGUUUUUCUCUGACGCUACGGUAGAUAUUGUCAAGCCUAGUCCCUGUACAGCGUCUUCCCACGCAAUCUCGGUCAAGGCAUUUCGGUGGCGAACUUGCUCGGACCAAGUGACCCGAAACGCAUUAGCCGCGCGGAAUAAUGCGGUCUACGGACAAGGAAACAGCAGACAGUCGUUCCGUACAGUCCUUCGCUAUUAUUAAAAACACUGGACACGGGAAUUUUGUUAUUGGCCGUUCAGUUUCACACUAGAGCUAGAAAUGGAUCAUCCGUCUGAGACUAGCCUGUGUACAGUUGCGUCCUCCCCNGGACAUUUUCACUGAUUAUUCAUAUUUUAUGGUACUAUACCUUAUACCUGAACUUGUUUCUCUCCAUCACUAACGCAUUUAAGUGUUUUUGCAUCGUCGUCAUAGUUUGGUGUAAUGUUAUAGUAUAUCGUGAAACCCUCAGGCAUAAACAGCAAAUUGCCAAUCACCAGCUGGUAACACAAGAGAUAAGAGAAAAUUUUCUAAAAGAUAAAAAAGCUUUUAAAGUAACAACCCGGAUUGUGAAACUUUUAUUCCUGUGUUACCUGCCAACAAUUAUAAGAGGGUCUCAAUGGGGUUAACCGAUAGGCGUAAAAGGGCCAAAGAUUUAGCCGAUAGCCGUAAAAAUUGAAAAAUUUUAACCGUUAGCCGUAAAUAGGGUAAAAAAGAGUUAACCGUAAAAGAAAGUGUUCCCUGGAUUUGCUACUUUUAAGAAAGGUACUAAAGUCACUUAUGGUUGCGUUUUUUAUUUCCCGGCUAGUGUGACUCCGUACGCACGUUAGGCGAAGCGCCUUUUAGGAGUUAACCAAGACCUAGGCCCCAUUUCCGGCGCUCUCUCGGGGGACUAUUUUUUUCCAUAGCGAAAGUGUGGCUUCUUGCUGGGGAUUAAUAUUUGCAAUUUUCCGGAGGUCUUCCCCUCGAAACACUAGUGAAACAACAAGCACAGAUGUCACUGUUUGUAAAACACGUUGCUGACAAACAACAUUUCCCUGUUUUUCUCUGACGCUACGGUAGAUAUUGUCAAGCCUAGUCCCUGUACAGCGUCUUCCCACGCAAUCUCGGUCAAGGCAUUUCGGUGGCGAACUUGCUCGGACCAAGUGACCCGAAACGCAUUAGCCGCGCGGAAUAAUGCGGUCUACGGACAAGGAAACAGCAGACAGUCGUUCCGUACAGUCCUUCGCUAUUAUUAAAAACACUGGACACGGGAAUUUUGUUAUUGGCCGUUCAGUUUCACACUAGAGCUAGAAAUGGAUCAUCCGUCUGAGACUAGCCUGUGUACAGUUGCGUCCUCCCCACAGACACCCCUUCUCCGAUUUUUUCUGAGGGGAGGGGGCGGCUGUACACAGGCUAUCUGGAAAGGAUAAUCCCGUCGUCAAAAGUCAGGCGGAUUUUUCAUUCAAAAUUACUGACUAUUCCAUUUUCAAAUCAACACGUAUUACCUAUCUGACGCGAAUCAUCAAACGGAUAACCCGUCUCACACGAAUAAUCCUUCUCUAGUGUGAAAACUGCCAUUUCUCUCAUAAUGAAUGUCGCGCCCCGGCCUUGAGUUGGGCGUUCGCGUGUCUGCUUUUGCUUUUUCACAAAGAUUAUUUUUAAAUUGACUAUUGACAUUUCUAUGUGUAAAAUAAUAUCAAAAGUGGAAUACUUUAUAAAAAGUAUGAUCUAUCAAAUGUUAAAAUUUUCAAAAGAAGAGCUUAUUUCAUGAUCCCGAGAUGAUCCGAAGACCUUCACUCAAAAAAUACAGAUUAAUUAAUAUUUAACUUUUUGAAACAAAAGAAGUUAAUUUUUAACUUUUUCGUUAACAGUAACUGAAAAAAAUUAACGGAUAGCCGUAAAAGAGCCAAAAUUUUAGCCGAUAACCGUAAAAGCCACCACCCCAUUGAGACCCUCUUAUAAGUAGAAUCAUUUUAGAAAAGUACAUCCCCGAGAACGGAAUAUCUUUAGACACCACAUACACCGUCAUCUUUUCUUACAGUUAGACUGUAGUUUUACUGAACUCUGUUAUUAACCCGAUUCUUUAUUCUAUCAAAAUUCGAGAGUUUCGCGUUGCUUUUAUCGAAAUAUUGUGUAAAACUGCUAAUCUCGCUAAAGCCCAAGAAAUUGAGAUGAGAUUCUUUAAAUCGCCAAACGUUGUGGCCAGACUUGAAGCAGAGCAUGCGCAAGGAGCUGAAGAACUCAAC
This is a messenger RNA of Porites evermanni, 3230 nucleotides long. Lineage: Eukaryota; Metazoa; Cnidaria; Anthozoa; Scleractinia; Poritidae. The record is from the annotation of a GenBank genome assembly.